Molecule: messenger RNA, 2993 nt
Organism: Brassica napus (rape)
Lineage: Eukaryota; Viridiplantae; Streptophyta; Magnoliopsida; Brassicales; Brassicaceae
Product: WD repeat-containing protein 26 homolog
Exons: 8
Coding region: 420-1187 (255 amino acids)
Molecular function (GO): protein binding
Source: RefSeq, a predicted model, not a curated record
UAUUAUUGCGAGAGAAUAAAUUUUUUAGCCGCUUUAUUUUGUUAAGUGUUGGAGCUAUUAAGUGUUGGCUCCAACACUUGGAGAAAAACAUUUGCUACCAAAAUACUUCUCAGAUUCACAGAGAUGGCUUUGUAUUGUUUCUCAGAAUACUAAAUUGGAGUCUCUUUCUCCACCUCUCUCUCUCACAAACUCAUCAUCUCUUCGUCUCCAUCUCUCCUUCUUCGUGUUUUCUGGUCAAAUUCUUCAUGGCUUACACCGGACAACCUACAAUCUUUGUCGUUCACGCCCAACUGAGUUAAAUCUCCUGGGUAUGCCCAGUCCUAAUCUCUCUAUCUCCGUCAUCUCCGUUUCCUUUUAGUACUUCAUGUUCGGCUCCCUAAAUCCUUCUCUGAUUCGAGCCCUUCUCUGAUUUGUCUUCAAUGGAGAAGUACAAAGCCAAGAACGGUUCAAAGUCUUCUCCUUUGGAGUUCAACAAGAGAAGAGCUUAUGGUUUUGACGAAACUGGUCCUUGGAACGGGAAUGGACACAAGAUACUUCGCUUUCUGUAUUACUCUUCUUUGAUAAACAAAGAUUCAUCUUUAAUGCUGAGAGGGCUUGCAACGUUGCAACGUUUCUGUACAAAACAUAAGAUUAAACUAUCAAAGAUAAAUAUUGUCUCCUGUCUGCUCAGUACUGCAGGUGGACUUCCACGUUUGUUCUUGCUUUUGACUUAUGGCUUGGGUGUUGGUUCAGGACAAUGUGUUGGCACUUAUGGAAGAGAUGAUGUUGGUUCUGUUUCUUGUGGAUGGCUUCAUGACGGUUCAGUUAUCAUUGGCGCAAUGGCAGACAGAAGGAUCUACCUGUGGAGUUUAUAUGGGACUGAGAUAGACCACGAGCUAGAACAAAGGGCACAAACGGUUUCUGAUGUAGCCAUGACGAGUGAUGGGAAGUGGAUUGUAAGCGUGGGAAAGGAGCAGCAUGAAAUGAGGUCUUGCUUUGGUGGGUAUGAUGAAGAUUUCAUCGCUAGUGGGAGUGAGGAUUCUCAGGUAUACAUUUGGCACGUAGUAAAAGGGUUGAGACCUUGUCGUGUGCUGCGUGGACAUUCAGGAGCUGUGAACUGUGUGAGUUGGAACCCUGCUGAUAUUCAUAUGCUGGCUUUAGGGAGUGAUGAUAGAACCAUCCGGAUUUGGGGACUAGCCAUGAAUUAGUAGGUAGUGUUUCAAUGGUGUUUACUUUACUUCCAAAUUUGAUUUCAUUUGAUAUUCAUCAUGUACAAUAGAGAGAUAAGAACUAAAGUUUGAAUACUAAUAGUGAGAAGAAGAAAAAACUAAAGUUUACCUCAAGAUCCAAACCCUAAACAUGCCCUAAACAACGACCUAAUAUUUUUAACCUCAAGAUAUAUAAAUGUAAAACUAAAGGAUAGAAAUGAUAAUUAAAGUUUUGUUAUACUAUAUAUAUAAAAUAGUUUUGGGGGUUUAUAUAUUUAGUGUGAUAUUACUGUAUGGAGUUUGGUGUAUUUAAAAUCCUAAACCCCAAACCUUAUAUCGUACUUCAAACUCUAAACUCCAAACUCAAAAUUUUAUUUUUUCACAAUUCAUUCUUAAAAAAUUAUUUCAAAAAUUAAAUCUAAACCCCCAAACCUAAACUAUAGACAUACAUAUAUAUACCAUACCCUAAAUUAAUCAUAUAUCAUAAACUCUAACUAAUAAAUUUGAAACUCUAAUCUUCAUUAAAACUCUAACACAAUUUCAAAGGUCCAAAAUUUAUUCAUUUUAAAAAUCUAAUCUUAAAUUUAAAACCUAAACUUCAAACACUAAAUCUUAAAAUCUACACUAUGUAUUUAAUACCUUAGUCUCUACACAGAAAAUCAUAAAUCCAAUAUUUACAAACUUAUAAUAGAAACUUUAAAUUUAAACUUCAAGUAUAUUCUAAAACUCAAAUCAUAUACUUAAUCCUAAAUCUUAACCAUAACCCCUAAACCACAUAUCUCAUUUUAACAUAUAUCUUAAAACAUUAAAUCUUAAUUUUUAAAUGAAUUAUAUUCCUGUAAAUAAAUUAAAAUUUCAAAUAAAAAAUUUAGAUUUCAAAAUUUAAAUUAUUAUACCAAAUUAUUUAAAACUUAAAUAAUUUUUAUAAUAGCUAUAAAUAGAUAAGAAGACAAUUUGUAUUGUUUUUUUGAACCAUUGAUUGAUUUGAAUCAAAUGCCCAAAAUCAAUCUUGUAUCUAUUCAUAUCCUUUUUUCCUAUUGGUUAAAAAAAGUUGUGGGUGGAUUGAUAAUUUUAACCAUAGAUUAGAUAUUUUGAAUGGUUCAGAUUAAAUCUUUUUGUGUUUGUUUCUCUCUCUCUCACGCUUCUUCACUUUCUCCCUCUCUCUCUCUCUCUCUCUCUCCCCCUCUCUCAAACGAAGAACAACGAGAUUCAAACCUCGUCUUCGUCUCCACCACAGUUCGUUGUUACAGCCACAAUUCCUAAUCUUACAGAUCUUGUCUCUCUAAUCUCUAUCUUCAUCAUCACUAAGCCUUGUCACAACCAAACCUCGUCUUCGUCUCCACCACAGUUCAUCGUCGUUACAACCACAGCUCUGCGGGUGUGUUUUAUUUAUUUGGGACAAAGUUCUUAUCUUGUACCGUAAAGUGGAGGAGGCUGAAAAAGUUUGGUGCUGGUGGUCUCGCCACCGACUCCAUAUCAGAAGAAGCGUGGCUCGAGACGAGAAGACAAAGGGCUGGUGAUUCUAGAACAGAACAUAACUCGUGCUCUGUUUUUUCUGUGGUGAGGCGACGACAGUGGAGGCUGGAGGCUGGAGGCGGAUGCUCUGGAGGCUUGCUGGAGGCUAGAGGCGGAGGAAUUAGGGUUGUAGGCAGAGGCUUAGAUUUUUUUUUUGUCGACAGGCAGAGGCUUAGAUUAGCUUUAGGUUAAUUAUGUUUUGGUUAAUUAUCUUUUGGGUUAAUGUUUUAAUUUGUUUUUAAUUACUUGUAUACUGAUUUUAAUUAAUAAAUAAAAUUUAAUUUUUAAUUA